ACUCAAACGAUGCAAACUUGAAUGGGCUUUGUAGUUUGCAGUCGUGAGGCAGACCCGAGCUGGGUAUACAGACGGAAACCCAGGCAGGUCUGUCAGCCCCGUUCGCGUCCGCGGCCAGGGUACGCUUGAAUCUAACGGACACCUGGAAGCCAGUUAAGCUGCCAGCCCGCGUACAAAGCCACCGUGCCGGGCUCUGACGAACAGGCCCUUCGUCGUCCUGGUAAUUUUUCUUUAUAAUCGCUACCGACCACGUAAGAUUCCUUCUCCCGCUCUGUGGCCCCACGCCCUUAACCACCUCCGCCCAGGCGAGAGCGGAAAGCGCCGGCGCUUCUCCUGCCCCUCUCCCUGCGCCAACACCCAGCUCAGCAGCAGGUUCCGGCUCCGGGCGUGGCGCCAACCGCCUCGUCAGAAAGGCUCCAGAGAGUUCAGAGCGACGGUUUUCCACCGAAGCUACGCUGCCGACCCUGCAAGGAAGUGCAACACAGUCGACAAGUCGGCGCCCAGAAGAGUCAGCGGGCGCCUCCUUUAAAGCCAGCGAGGCGGCGGCGGAAGUGCGGCGGGGUCAUAGAGUCCCCAACUUCCGGUGUCAGGGCCUCUUGCGGGCCUAGAGCGCCUCUCUUCCGCUGGGUCCCGGAGGUUUCCAUUUCCGGGUGCGGCUCUGUCAUAAAGCGGAGACCUCUCCUCAAGCGUGGUGUCGGGGGCUCCUCCGUGCCCGCGGUCAGCGCGCAAGGACGGCCGUGGGCGACGGUGCUUCCCAGCCCGCAGCUGGAGCCGGCCGUCGCGUCCCCGGCCCGCGUUGGCUCUCCUGAUCCUUCCCAGCCAGCGAGAUUUUGAGCCACCGCGAUUGAGGGUCCCGGGUUCGCAGCUCCAGGACCCCGCUCGUGGACAGCGCUCCUUCGCCCGUAGCUGUCCCUCCAAAUCAUGUUCUGCCUUGUGGGGUGCAGCAUUUGACAAGUCACCUUCUCCCCACAUACCCCUUUCCACAAACCAGGUCCGAGUUAACGUCUUUCCUGACCUCAGUUUCAGACCCCUCUCCUCUGCCCCCUCUCUUCACCUCUGGGUCUAUUUUCUCCAGUUCAAUUUUGCCUGUAAAACUGGAGUUUGGAGUAAUUACGCAGAAAGAUUACCUUUAAGACUGAGCAUUUGAUACAAAAAGAAAAAAUUUUCAUGCUAACGAGAGAGUUGGUGGGGAAACCAUGGCUGAGCACGGGGCGCACAUCACAACUGCUUCUGUGGCCGAUGACCAACCUUCCAUCUUUGAGGUGGUAGCACAGGACAGUUUAAUGACAGCAGUGAGACCUGCGCUUCAGCACGUGGUCAAGGUUCUUGCAGAAUCAAACCCUGCCUACUAUGGCUUCUUGUGGCGAUGGUUUGAUGAGAUCUUUACUCUGCUGGAUCUUCUGCUUCAGCAGCACUAUCUAUCUAAAACCAGUGCCUCCUUUUCUGAAAACUUUUAUGGCUUAAAGAGGAUUGUCAUGCGAGACACACACGCAGUUCAGCGGCUGGCCAGUGCUGGUCUCCCCAGGCAGCAGCUGUGGAAAUCGGUCAUGUUCCUGGUUCUUCUUCCAUACCUGAAAGUGAAGCUGGAGAAGCUGGUUUCUAGCCUGCGAGAAGAGGAUGAAUAUUCCAUCCAUCCCCCUUCUUCUCACUGGAAACGGUUUUACAGAGCCUUCCUGGCAGCCUAUCCAUUCGUUAACAUGGCAUGGGAGGGCUGGUUUCUCGUACAGCAGCUUCGCUACAUCCUAGGGAAAGCUCAGCAUCACUCGCCGCUGCUGCAGCUGGCUGGCGUUCGGCUAGGUCGACUGACGGUUCAGGAUAUUCAAGCUCUGGAGCGCAAACCGGCUGAAGCCAGCAAGAUCCAGCAACCGGCAAAGAGCAUCAGUGAGCAGAUUAAGUCCACUCUGAAGAAAGCUGUGGGGGGCGUGGCCAUAUCCCUCUCCACUGGCCUUUCUGUGGGCGUAUUUUUCCUGCAGUUCCUGGACUGGUGGUACUCAUCGGAAAAUCAAGAAACCAUCAAAUCACUGACUGCCCUGCCUACUCCACCACCCCCUGUACACCUAGACUACAACUCUGAUUCCCCUCUGUUACCUAAAUUGAAGACAGUGUGCCCACUGUGUCGUAAAACCCGAGUGAAUGAUACCGUUCUUGCCACAUCUGGCUAUGUGUUUUGUUACCGCUGUGUGUUUAACUAUGUGAGGAGUCACCAAGCCUGUCCCAUCACAGGCUAUCCUACCGAAGUACAACAUCUGAUCAAACUGUACUCCCCUGAGAACUGAAGGGACUGAGCACCUUCCUUCCUAGGGGCUGCACUGCAAGGCCCCAGGGCUGGUUUUCAGAAUGGCACAUAGCACAUUCUUCUCAGCCUCAACUGAUAACUAUGAACUUCAAACAACUGUAAGAAUUUCUUUUUAAAAGGACAGACCCAUUUGAUCCUAACCGUUUAGUCUGCUCUCUAGACCCCUACUUACAAAUGACCAAGCUGGUUUAAGUAGGAGACUUGAGAUUGGCAGGGGAUAUAAGGAUAACUAGGGGAAGGUUUUUCUAUCCUUUUCUAAAUUAAGAGCAAUAGAAGUUCUCAGGAAAAAACUCAGGUUAGACUUCAUGAAGUGAGUGGUAAAAGAAAGCAUUUAUCUGCCUCCUGAAGUGGUGGUUUUACCAAACAAUGUGAAAUGUGCACCUGCUCUUCACAGAAACACUCAGAGCACUACAGAACAAUGCUCCUGCUGUACACUGUGACCCAGUGACGUUUGGGACAGUUUAUCAGAUUUUUAAGAUUCUUUUCUGAGCCAUACAUGUCUUUUAUUGGGAAACCGGUUAAAACAGAGAUUGUUUAUAUAAACAUAGUCUGAAGAUGUCAGUGUGAAAGCAAAGCUAAUAAAAACAUAUAAAGUAAAAUACUUAACUGUGUAAAGAAAGGAUCUUUUAAUAAGCUUUUUCUGCUUGCUAUUAAGAGUUUGCUAAACUGGCAUGAAUUAUUCUGGCUAUUACUAAAACAUUUAAAUCAAUUUUAAGAAUGUUUCUAACAAAGAACUGUUCCAUGUUAGCAGGAUAAUGUGUAAACUUAAAAGAUUACUUGAGGUAUUUACAAUAAAUUUUCAUUCAUACUA
This is a messenger RNA of Oryctolagus cuniculus (rabbit), 3107 nucleotides long. The record is from RefSeq and is a predicted model, not a curated record. Lineage: Eukaryota; Metazoa; Chordata; Mammalia; Lagomorpha; Leporidae.